Somion occarium is the source of this 1419-nucleotide messenger RNA. The record is from the annotation of a GenBank genome assembly. Lineage: Eukaryota; Fungi; Basidiomycota; Agaricomycetes; Polyporales; Cerrenaceae.
GCAAGAAGAAAAAAAUCGAUGAGGCUGAUGUAAGCACUGGCACGCGCCGAAACUACUGGCGCCUACCGACUCCCUGCAAUCAUGUCCAGCUCAAUUCUACGCUCGAGGCUUGGGGCCGCUGCUCGAUGUUCACGACGACCAGCCGUAACAAGGAUAUGUACGAGAGGCUACCCAGCGGCGGCUGUUCCCCAGGAAGAGAGACCGCUCGAAACGCCAGAUGACUGGACGCAAUUCCAGCUCGAUCGAGCAGAAUUUAAGACGCUUGUCGACCAUUUUUCUAAUUACGGCUCAACGCAGACCCGGGAUAAUACAUGGCAGCCCCACCAUUCUCUACACCGACCUGUUGCACCCACACAGCUCACCUUGUCUACUCUUCUGGCUGCAGGCGCGCAUCUGGGGCAUUCAAAAUCCCUCAUGAACCCUAAUUUCAUUCCAUAUGCUUAUGGUGUACGAGCUGGGGUAACUGUCAUCGAUCUCGACCACACGCUACCACUACUGCGUCGCGCCGCCAAGUUGGUUCGCUCUGUAGCGGCGAACGAUGGAACAAUUGUUUUCGUCGGCACUCGACCAGACCUUCGCUCAGCGGUCCGCAAAGCGGCUAGCAGAAUGGAAGAACAAGGUUUCCAUGUCGCAGACCGAUGGUUGCCGGGUACUUUAACAAACAAGGUACAGAUGUUUGGUGCUCAGGCUGUCCUCAAGCAGCGCGUCGUACCAGACCUAGUUGUCUUCCUUAACCCUCUUCAAAAUAUGCCUGCUAUUCGGGAAUGUGCUAUGGAGCAUGUUCCUACAAUCGGCAUCGUGGACUCAAAUGUCGAUCCCCGAAUUGUCAUGUAUCCCAUACCAGCGAACGACGAAAGCACGCGUACGGCAGAGUUGAUUGCAGGUGUACUCAGUGUCGCUGGUCGUGAGGGCGUCGCGCUCCGAAAAGAGGAAGAUUUGAAGAGGCAGCGCCGGGCGGAGAGAAUGGCGGCCAGACAGAGGGACUACGAGAGGGUUGCCGUAGAAUGAAGACAAUCUAUACACAUACACUAGAUACUAUCUAAUCAUUCUCCUACGCUGCUCCUGCGUUUUGGAUUUCAUACCAGUACCCUGUGAAUGUCCGAUUGUAAGAGUAUGUUCAUGGUGUUAUUUUUGAAAAAGGCAUGGUGACUUACGUUCCGCCUGCUCCAACGCUCGGACGUUGCCCUGCAGCUUGUUAAUGGUCUCGACGUACUCAUCCUCUUCCACACUAUCAAACACGAUACCACCUCCGGCUUGUAAGUAGGCUACACCAUCUUUGAAAACCAUCGUUCGGAUGGCAAUGCAGACGUCCAUCUCAUCUUCUGCAAAGUCGAAGCGACCGACUGCCCCUGCGUAGACGCCUCGUCUAUCAUUCUCGAGCUCAUAAACCAACUCGAUAGCCUUGAUCUUGGGAGCGCC